GCAGUUGCGUUUUCACUCUCACUCGGUACGCGUACGCCAUCGGAGACGCAAGCGGCAGCUGCGCGCAUUGCUAGAGAUAACGCCAUCCACACCGCGCGCGGUUGCUAAGCCCGCUCGUUGCCAUCGGUUUUGGCCGCCAACGGCGAGGAAAAUUUUGGCGCAAACACAACUCACACGUGCGAAUCAAAUAGUAGUGAACCAUCAUCUCAGUUGUUUUUUCAGUCGGAAAUGAUACCGUUGUGUUAGCAAAUACUUAAAUCACGAAAAAAGCACGUGUGCGCAGCGCGCGCGUAAAGUGAAAAGGGGUGGGAAAGUUCAAAUGUACGGCGCGCUUGUGAGCUGUGUUGCAAAGUGAGUCCGUUAAUCCGUUUAUCCAAGAACGCCAAGGAUGGGCCAGGAGCAGGAAGAUCAUACGGUGGGCGAUGGUGAGCAACGGAAAGGAGAUGAGCAGCAGCAGCAGCAACAGCAGCUCGAAGAGUCUCCCGCCCAGCUAAAGAACGGCACCGCCAAGCUGACCGUCCAGUCGGCGGGCGAUCUGAAGCAAACCAUUCUCGACGGGCUGGAGAAAAAGGGCGACCGUGGGCUGUGGCUAUGGGUCCUGUUCAUCCUCUGCCUGACGCCCAACAUCCUGAACGGGUUUCACGUCUCGUCGUACGUGUUUCUGGGCCAGCUGCCGAAAAACUACUACUGCAUGGUGCCGGAGCUGCUGCAGGCCGGCUGGAGCCAUGAGGAAAUACGGAACAUCACCUCACCAACGGGCAGCACGAAAAAUGGCACCUGCACGAUCUACACCUGGAACUAUGGGCAGCUGAGCGAGCUGAACUACAACGAUGCGCUCAGCUACACCCAGUCCCAUCCACCGCCGGCCGAGGUUAACUGUCUCGCGACGGCGGGCACCGGCGCCGGCAGCUGGCACAUGUACUACGACCAACCGGACGGCGUAUCGAUCGUACCGGAAUGGGAUCUGCUGUGCGAGCGGACCGCACUCCGUUCGACCGUGCAGGUCGCCCUGUCGAUCGGCAAGUUUGUCGGUGCGUCCAGCUUCGGCGUCAUCUCGGACAAGUACGGGCGCAAGACGAGCUUUUCGAUUGCGGCCACACUGUACAUCGUGGCCGGGCUGCUGACGACCUUUUCGCCGUUCUACGCGCUGCUGCUGCUUGGGCGCAUCGGGCUCGGUGCAUCCGCUUCCGGGGUGUUCUAUCCCGCCUUUGCUUUGCUGACGGAAAACAUUGGCAAACGGCACCGGUCCUGGAUGAGCAUUGCGUUCAACUUUUCCUACCCGCUCGGUAUGCUCUGUCUGGCGCUGGCCGCCUAUCUCAUCCAGCCGUGGCGCGAUCUUUCCCUCGCCCUGACCGUACCGUCCUUUCUGCUCGUGAUCCAUCUUUACUUCCUGGUUGAAUCUCCCCGCUGGCUGCUUAGCAAGGGCCGCGAACGGAAAGCGUACCGGAUGGUGUUCGGGCACAGCGCACCUCAGGAGCUGAUCGACAGUGCGACAGUGGCGGAAAAGCAUCAAGCCGCCGCGGAAGCGGAAACCGACUCGGCCCCGGUACCGUUCAGCACGCGGCUAAAGCAAUCGUUCAGCGAGUUUACGAAGCUUUACGGGACGCCCGUACUCUGCCGGCGGGCGCUUAUUUGCCACUUUACGUGGUGCAUUACGUCGCUGUGCUAUUACGUUACAGCACUCAAUGCCGAUAACUUUGCGGCUAAUCGAAACGUGUACGUUGCGACCACCGGCUCCGUAGACAUCGUGGCGUACAUACUCUCGAUGAUCGUGCUGGCGUACUUCGGUCGGCGCAGCUCCUCGUUCUGCUUCUUCCUGUACGCCGGCGUCUGUCUGCUGGUGGUGCUAACCAUCCCGCCCGACAACACGACCCUGCUGGUAACGCUCGCGAUGCUGGGCCGCGUCGGCAUUACCGCGGUGUACGCGAUCGUGACGCUGCACACGGCGGAGCUGUUCCCGACCGAGAUACGCAACACGGCGCUCGGCAUCUGCUCGACGAUGGCGCACGUCGGCUCGAUUGCGGCACCGUACAUUACGGAUCUGCUCGGCCGGCUCGCCUGGUGGAUACCGACCACGAUCUGCGGCUGCUCGGUGCUGCUGGCCGGUGCACUCACCCUGCUGCAUCCGGAAACGCGCGAUGCCGCGCUGAAGGAUCACGCCCAGCAGGAACGGCACGCAACGCACGCGGUCGACGAGGAGAUGGACGAGAAGGGCGAAAAACCGAUCGCGAACAAUUGAGUGAUGCGAGGGGGAGAGUAAGAAAAUAACACGACGCCACACACACACACACUGGGGGGUUUUGUUUAAGCGAGAUUAGAAAGGAUAAGGACUUUACUUUAAGCCGAACCGGUCACACGGUCGGACCGAUCGGAAAAUGGCGCAAAUAGUAGGCAACGUCGGUGUAGACGCCGGGCGUUCCCGGUGCCCCACAGCCGACCCCGUACGAGAUGACGCCGCGCAGUACAAACUGCGUGGACGGAGGGCGCUGGCACACGUAGCCUCCGCCGGAAUCACCCUGUUAAUUUAGAAAAAAAAGAAACGCUAGUUUAGUAACUAGCAAGUCUCAACUGGGAAAUGGCAAUAGCUACUCACCUUGCAAGCAUCGGACCGCCCAAUGGCACAAAACAUUCCAGAGUCGGUUGGUGGCGCUACGACCGCUCCCAUCAUUCCAAUGCAUCGGUCCAGCUCGAGGGCCAGCACCGUGCCGUAGUGGAGCGUUCGGCUGAUCGGCCCAUCGUACGACCCGGACCCAUAGCCGAAGAUGUAACACAGCUCACCGUUAGCGGCCGUACGGUAGGUGUCGUUGGGUAAGCUUAACAUCGACCGUGGAUCGUCUUCCAGUUUGCUGCUCGGUGUGGUUGGUAACGCUGCCCGAAGCAAUGCGAUAUCGCCUACCAUCGUUACGCUGCCAGCGGAUGAACGAACAGUGAAACAGAAAAAAGCCUCUCUUUAAUUGAUUCGGUUCGUUAAUCUCAUACAGCAGUGUGGUGGUUCACUUACGGAUUGUAACUAUCCAGCAGAUGCGUCUCAACGAUGGGUAAACGUUCGACGGUGCUAUCGUCCAGACUGGCGCCACCAAUUACCGCCACCAUUUGCGUCAGAUUGCCCUUUCGCCUGAAAAAGGUGAAACGAUAAAGCGAUUAAACAGCAUACAGCGCCAGGUUCGGUAGGAAGAUGAUUUUAUAAAUGAAAAAACAAAACAAUUUCCUUUAAAAUCCCAAUUAUCAGGGAAACAGAUCAGGGCGGGCGGGAAUUUUACACAUUAAGCUAACACAUUUAGACAUUAAUUGUACGCUUUAGGAUAUAAGACGCUACCACGUUGCAGACACGUUGUAGGACGGAACAGAACAAUAACACUCAUUGUUGUCAUAAAACGA
Messenger RNA from Anopheles merus, 3378 nucleotides. Its product is annotated as organic cation transporter protein-like. The coding region runs from base 389 to 2239 and encodes 616 amino acids. Gene Ontology annotation, molecular function: transmembrane transporter activity. Gene Ontology annotation, biological process: transmembrane transport. The record is from RefSeq and is a predicted model, not a curated record. The transcript has 6 exons. Lineage: Eukaryota; Metazoa; Arthropoda; Insecta; Diptera; Culicidae. Gene Ontology annotation, cellular component: membrane.